AUGCUCCCCAAACCGGCCGAAAUGACCGAAAAGCUUGACUCGGAAUCUGUGCCGACAGCAGCUAUUGAUGCUCUGACGGAAAAUGAUAAAGCUUCUACAUCGAACGCCAUUAUCUCUGGAGACAGUACUGAUAUCGAAAAGAGCGAGGAUGCGCAAGUGGCCGCCUCGUCCGCUGCUGUUACGGAGGAAGAUCCCCAUCCAGUAAAAGGGAUCAGAUGGUGGUUAUUACUCUUGGCAAUCUACAGUACGACUUUUCUUUACGGACUGGAUAACACUAUUGUCGCCGACGUACAGGGUUCUAUUUUGGACAAAUUUGGUCAGAUCGAGAAGUUGAGUUGGAUUGGUACUGGUUUUCCUUUAGGCUCAGUUGCCGUGAUUUUACCGUUUGGGUUUGCAUAUGGUAGUUUCGAUAACAAAUGGGUUUAUGUUAUGAGCAUCAUUAUAUUUGAAACGGGAAGUGCAAUAUGCGGCGGUGCCCCAAACAUGGAUGCUCUAAUUGUUGGACGAGCAAUAGCAGUUUUCAGGGUUCUGAAUCUGAUUACACGCUUUACCACAUUGCGCGAACGAUCACACUACAUGGGAAUGACUGGGUUGACAUGGGGUGCGGGCACGAUUUUAGGACCGGUUAUUGGGGGAGCAUUUGCAGAUUCUUCAGCAACUUGGCGAUGGGCAUUCUAUAUCAAUCUUGUCAUUCUAGCUGCGUUCGCCCCGAUAUACUUCAUCUGGCUUCCCGCUAUUCCUGUGAUACCGGAAAAGACUUUUGUUGCAAAAUUUCUUGCAAUGGACUGGACAGGAAUGGCUCUUAAUGCUGGGAUUUACACUACCUGGGUUAUGGCUCUCACAUUUGGUGGCUCUAUGUACCCUUGGAACUCCGGCAGAGAAAUUGCGCUAUGGAUUGUCUUUGGCGUACUAUUAAUUGCAUUUUGUGUCCAGCAAUACACUUGUCUCUUCACAGAUCGCAAGCGACGUAUCUUUCCAGCGCAGUUCCUUCAGCGCCGAACGCUCGUCCUCUGCUUCAUAUGUACUAACUGUGCAGCGACAGCCUUCUUCGUCAUUGUCUACUACUUACCCAUCUAUUUCCAAUUUGUGCAUAACGACACUGGUCUGGAAUCUGCCGUCCGUCUUCUCCCCGUCGUUAUCUGCUUUGUGGUUCUUUCUAUUGUCGCUGGAACAACGAUGCCCUAUGUCGGAUAUUACUUCCCUUUCUACAUCGUUGCCGGCGUUUUAAUCGCUACUGGUGGAGGCUUGAUGUACACAGUCGAUGAAACAACCUCUACAUCCGCAAUAUACGGAUUCUCUGUACUCAUAGGCUUGGGAAGUGGUUCCAUGAUGCAGGCUGCGUACUCCAUUGGGCCGGCCAAAGUCAUCCCAGUAUGGGAGGAUAUCCCUCCCGUAAUCGGUUUUAUCAACGUUGCUCAAAUCGGUGGAGUUGUGCAUUCUCUUGCCAUAUCGGGAGUCAUCUUUCAGAAUUACGCUUUUCGUUACGUUAGCGCAGCUGUGAAAGACCUUCAUCUCUCGCCCGAACAGAUUCGGAGUGCCAUUGCAGGUACCAACAGUGCCGUCUUUGAUACGAUGACCACAGAGCAGCAGUCCUUAGCAAUUGGAGGCAUCGUGAACGCAAUGCAGAAAGUCUAUAUUCUAAUUGCUACGGCUGGAGCUCUCUGCGUCGUUUGUGGAGCGUUGAUGCAUCGUGAGAAGUUGUUCUUGGAAAGUUCUGCCGGUGGUGCUUGA
Messenger RNA from Talaromyces amestolkiae, 1731 nucleotides. RefSeq lists its product as uncharacterized. Gene Ontology annotation, biological process: transmembrane transport. The coding region runs from base 1 to 1731 and encodes 576 amino acids. The record is from RefSeq and is a predicted model, not a curated record. Gene Ontology annotation, molecular function: transmembrane transporter activity. NCBI's taxonomy places the organism in Eukaryota, Fungi, Ascomycota, Eurotiomycetes, Eurotiales, Trichocomaceae. The transcript is spliced from 4 exons.